CCAUGCUGUCAUUACAGAGAGCUGCAUGCGUCAGGUACCUCGUGGCCUGCGUGCUUUUACUGUGUGGAACGCCGGGGGCGGAACUGAGCCCGCGCCACCCGCAGCCAGCACGGGACACGCUGCUCCUCGAGGCUGUGAAGAAGGGAAUACUCGAGGCUGUGGGAGUCGCGAGCCCGCCCGUUCCCCGCGAGGCAGUGCCCACGCACGAGCUGUGGAGGGCGCGGAGCCUGUAUGAGGAGAAGCUCCGUGAACUCCGGGAAAACACGACCGGACAAGACAUGCAAUCAGCCGAGACCAGGACAGUUCGACUUACAGCAAAGUUAGAACCUUCUGUUGAAAGUGUAGAACUACACAAAGGAGUUGCCAGCCAACACACUCAGAAGUUCAAGGCAGUUUUCCACAGGACUAACCUAAUUACAAACAAACUCCACAUCAUACGCGCUGAACUAAAGCUUUACGAACAACUAGUUAAUGCCCUUCACCCCAGAAAGCUUCCUUCCAGGAUUACCCUUUACAAACUACAGAAGACUGCUCCGGACAGUGAACCCACUGCAAACCUCAUUGCCUCAGAUCUCUUGGCCUUCAAAAACAUUGAUGUCAAAGCCGUCGUUUCAGAAUGGCAAGCAAGCUCGGAAAUCACUUUGGAACUGGGGAUCGAAUUUGUUCCACAAGCCAAUGAAAGCCUCUUAUCCUGGGCAGAACUUCAGCAACUCACGCUGCAGAUCGAAACCCAGGGAAGAGAAGAUAGACAGAGAAGGAAAAGAUCUGUGGCAUCCAAGGAGGACUGUAAGAAAAAUGAGAAUGAGUGCUGCCGAAAAUCGCUGACUGUGUCUUUUAAGGAAAUUGGCUGGACUGACUGGGUGGUUGCUCCCGAAUCCUACACCAUGUAUUUCUGUGAUGGAUCCUGUCCUCAUAAUUACAAGCCAGCUAGCAUGCAUGCACAGAUCAAAUCUAGAAUGCACUUUUUCUCAAAAGGAGCAACACCUGCUCCCUGCUGUGUCCCAGCCUCAUACGAACCCAUGGUUUUAAUGCACUAUAACACUGAGGGGAAACUGACUUUGACUCCUUUCAAUGAUAUGAUUGUCAGCAAGUGUUAUUGUGCUUAGGUUUAUAGGAAUGUAAGAAUGUAAGAAAAAGACAUUCAGCCCAUCAGUGCUCAUCUGGUUCCUUACUUAAUCUCAAAACUUGAGUCUGAUCUUAAAGGAGCCCAAUGAUUCAGCUUCAAAACUAUGACUAGGUAACCCAUUCAAUACCCUCACUGUGUGAAGGUGUCUCCUAACCUAAGUCCGUUUCCAACAGUGUCCUCUGGUCCUGGUUUUUCUACUGUGCUUAGAGUAUAGGUUGGGGUUAGCUUUGUCAGGUCAUUUUAAGAUUUUAAAGACUCCCUCUAAUGUGUGUGCAGGUAACACAAAAUAAACUAAAAACUGCCAUACUAUUUAUAAUUCAAAGCUAUAGAAUCUGAAAAUGUUGCAAAAGUGUGUAUGAAAAAUGUUAAAUAUAUUGUGUGUUGUUUGUCCAGCCUGCACACUGAUAAGCCACAGCUCUGUGAUUAUACUGAGAUUACCCCAAAAAGUGCAUUAUGUGGAUUCUAAAGGGCUCUAAAGCAUCCAAAAAUAUAUAUUAUAACUUCCACUGAGUGUCAACAAAACAGUGUGCAGAAAUUGUGCUUAACAUUGUACAUGAUUGUGGAACACAGUAGCUUUCUUUUUAUAUAUAUCUUAAAUGCAUUUGGUCUUUGUUUUUGUAUCACGAACGAAUUCCAGUAUGUUGUUGUUUUAUCCCAGGCUGCUUUCAGUUGAGGUUGAAGCUACACAGCCAGAAAAGGGUUUGGCUAAAAUCAGCAGCUAGUUCAAAGUUCAAAGACAACAUAAUAAGAAGGGAACUUUCACUUACAUAUGACGUAGUGCAGCAUGUUUCACAAUUAAUCAACAAUUUUCAAACACUGCCUUCACAACUAUAUCAUAUUAGGGAUUUUAGGAAUAAGAUUUCUUUACUGUUUCUUAUGUUUCUGCUGAUAUUAGUAUUUACACACAGCUUAGUAACUGUUCCAGCACAGUUAUUUUUUUUCCCCAACUGGGUCGGCUUCUGAAAAAACUCCUACAAGCUGAUGUGGUUUAAAAAAUGACUGGUAGUGUAAAUAUUACUGUUGUAUUACCCUACUGGUCACCUCACUUCAGGAUUUUAGGAGUCUUUUCAGAAGCAGACACCAUAGUUGAAGUAAAUAUUAGUAAGCUUGGUAAAUAGCAUAGCAACUCAAAGUUAAACAUAUCAGACACGUAAGGUAAUAUUAAAUAAAAUAUGCCUGUGCUUAAUUGAUCUUAGGUUUCUUAAGAUACUGUUUUUCAAUAUUUGAAUGCAUUAUCACAAAUACAUUUCUGUAUAAAAAAGAAAU
Polyodon spathula (Mississippi paddlefish) is the source of this 2392-nucleotide messenger RNA. RefSeq names its product bone morphogenetic protein 4. The record is from RefSeq and is a predicted model, not a curated record. The transcript has 2 exons. Gene Ontology annotation, biological process: SMAD protein signal transduction. The coding region runs from base 3 to 1106 and encodes 367 amino acids. Gene Ontology annotation, cellular component: extracellular region. Lineage: Eukaryota; Metazoa; Chordata; Actinopteri; Acipenseriformes; Polyodontidae. Gene Ontology annotation, molecular function: cytokine activity; growth factor activity.